Molecule: messenger RNA, 1679 nt
Organism: Caenorhabditis angaria
Lineage: Eukaryota; Metazoa; Nematoda; Chromadorea; Rhabditida; Rhabditidae
Source: the annotation of a GenBank genome assembly
AUGAGGAAUUUGUUAGUUUUUGCUAUUUUUUGUAUAAUUAUUGAGAAUAUUUUUGGAUGUGCGCCAGAUGUAAAAUUCAAAGAAGAUCAUCAUAGAAGGUAGGGGAGGAGAUCUAACAAGUUAGCCUAAGUUAUCAAUUGCAGAAAAGAAUUGGACGAAAAAUUUGUGCACAAUUUAGUGGAACUCAAAAACCACGAGGAGAUUUUGCUGAAGGCUGUUGAGGCGCUGAAAGUUGCGCGAACUCAGAAAGAUGAUGUGGAAAUUGAAAUUGAUUAUAAGACGAGAAUUGCGGAAAUUGAAAAAGAAUUGAGAAAUACCAAAGAGGAUCAUGCGAAAUUAUUGUGAGUUAUUAUGACGUGGCAAACAUGGAAGUUUUUGAGAAAAGUUGAAUUUUGGAGUUAAAUUCAUGAACAUAGGGGAUUUUUUGGGGAAAAAUUCAAAAUGUUUUUGAAUUUUUGAGUUUUUAGGCGCCUAAAAUUUUCUACUGUUUCAAAAUUUGAAAAAAUAUUUUUAAAUGAAACCAAAUUUGAUCUGAUAAGUAUAGAACAAUAAUUUGAACCCAAAAAUCAGAACAAAUGAAAUUAUUUAUAUUUUCAACAUUUAAAUAAUUCACUGUUUCAAAAUUUUCAUAAAUUUUUAGAAUUCAGAAAAUUUUCCAAUGUGUUUUUCAAUUUUGAUAUUAAAAAAAUGUUUCCUAAAUUUGCCAAGUCAUAAGUUUUUGUGUAAGGGAAAUCUAAAUUUGAUUUUUUGUUCACAAUCUGAAAAAAAACAUUUAAAAAAUUCACUAUUUCAAAAUUUUCAUACAUUUUUGAAGUAUUAAGAAAAGUUGAUACGGUUGCUGUGAGAAUCCAAAAAUGAGAAUAAAUGAAUUUUUUUUUCAAAAUUUAAAAAAUUCACUGUUUCAAAAUUUUUAUAAAUUUUUAGAAUUUAGAAAAUUUUCUAAUACCAAGUCAUGAUUUUUUGCAGAGAAAAACACGAUCAAUAUGUUCGAGGCUACGAUAAACCAAAAACAUGGUGGGAUACGAUUGGAAAAUGGACAGGUAAUACAGAUUUUUCUAGACUACAGUGUAGCCAAAAUAUAUAUAUUUGCAGGUGAUGCAUUUGGUCGUCUAAUCUAUCAAACUCUUUGUGCUCUUCUAGUUCUACUAGUUCCACUAAUUCUUCGACCAUUUCAAAGAAGAUGGCUCGAAUCAGUUAGAAAUGGUGGCCCAAUUAUUCAAGAGGUUUCUGGUAUGUGCAUGGCUUUUAUCGUUAGGUCAGGCUUGAAAAUAGGGCCGAGGCUUGAGAUUUGGAAAUAGGCUUGAGCUCAAACUCAGGGCCCAGCUUGAUAGUGCUUUAAAAAAUAGAGCUGGAAAUUUUUUCAGGACUACAGUAAUUCCAAUCCACGUGGCUAUUUUUUAUAGAAAAAAUAUCCAGAGUUACUGUAGUUUCCAAAUUUUCUCUAGAUCAAAAUUCUGGAACAUUUUGCCGGACUACAGUAAUCCUAUUCCACGUGGCAACAGGGUUACUGUAAUAUCCAAAUUUUCUGUAGAUUCAGAUUCUGCUCAAAAUUUUCCAUCAAAAUUCCAAAACCUUCCCCAACACAAAUCUUUUCCCCCUCAGAUGAUGGUCUAACCGAAAAUCCACGAAUAAGUUCACAAGAGUUACGUCAACUUCUCGAAGAUCCAAAAACAAAAUGA